Cucumis sativus (cucumber) is the source of this 2553-nucleotide messenger RNA. Its product is annotated as pentatricopeptide repeat-containing protein At5g38730. The transcript has a single exon. Gene Ontology annotation, molecular function: protein binding. Bases 231 to 1967 code for a protein of 578 amino acids. NCBI's taxonomy places the organism in Eukaryota, Viridiplantae, Streptophyta, Magnoliopsida, Cucurbitales, Cucurbitaceae. The record is from RefSeq and is a predicted model, not a curated record.
GGUGUGCUCAUUUCGAUUCUUAGGAAGUUUGAUCUUCUGCAUUUGUUUCAAAUUCAAUACACCAAUUUUUGAAAUCUGUUUGAUUAAAUUUGUGGGUUUGCUGGUAAUCUACGCAUUUAUGUUCUUAGUCUUUUGAUUCUAUAUGGAUUAUUAAUUUCCCUAUCCAAAGAACCAAACGACGUAAUACAAAACCUCAAAGCCUCAGAGUUUGUGAAAAGAAGGCUUAGGAGAUGAAUCUACUUGUCCAAAGUAUGUUUGCCGUUGUGGUAAAAGGUCAUUGGAAUCACCUCUUGAAGCCUAAGAUUAGUUCUAGCUUAACAUCCAAAUCCAUCCACCAGAUUCUCCUUCGGCUCUCGUUUUACUGUUCAGGUCCUUCACUUUCCUGGGCGUUUUUCAAGUGGGUUGAGUUGAUUCCUGAUUAUAAGCAUUCUUUGCAAUCCUCAUGGGCCAUGAUUUUUAUCCUUACAGAGCACAAACAUUUCAAAACUGCACAGGGUUUGCUUGAAAAGAUUGCACAUAAGGAUUUCAUAUCCUCCCCAUUGGUUUUAAAUGCUUUGGUGACCAGCUAUGAUAAUCCUGAUGUGAAUGCACAUAUUUUGAGCUGGCUUAUGAUAAUAUAUGUGAAUUGUAAGAUGCCCCAGGAUGCUAUUCAGGUUCUUGAAUAUAUGAGGCUUCAUGGGUUUAAGCCUAAUUUGCAUGCCUGUACUGUGCUAUUAAAUUCCUUGGCGAAGGACAGGUUAACUGAUACGGUAUGGAAGAGUUAUAAGAAAAUGAUUCGAGUUGGAGUUGUUCCUAAUAUUCAUAUAUACAAUGUGCUAAUUCAUGCUUGUUGCAAAUCUGGGGAUGUUGAGAAGGCUGAACAACUAGUCUGUGAAAUGGAAUUGAAGUCUGUUUUCCCUGAUCUUUACACAUAUAACACAUUGAUAUCUUUGUAUUCUAGAAAGAGUCUGCAUUAUGAAGCUUUGUGUGUUCAAGAUAGAAUGGAAAGGGCAGGAGUCAGCCCUGACAUUGUAACCUAUAAUUCCCUUAUAUAUGGGUUUUGUAAAGAGGGCAAAAUGAGAGAGGCUGUAAAGCUAUUCCGUGAAAUUAAGGACGUUUCUCCUAACCAUGUUACGUAUACCACAUUAAUUGAUGGAUAUUGUAGAGUGAAUGACUUUGAAGAAGCACUGAGAUUAUGUAAGGUGAUGGAAGCUAAAGGUUUGCACCUGGGAGUUGCGACUUAUAAUUCAGUUCUUCGAAAAUUAUGCGAGGAAGGCAGGAUAAGGGAUGCAAAUAAACUCUUGAAUGAGAUGGGUGAGAGGAAAGUUGAACCCGACAAUGUCACUUGUAAUACAUUAAUAAAUGCUUACUGCAAAAUUGGAGAUAUGAAGUCUGCAUUGAAAGUGAAGAGCAAAAUGUUGGAUGCUGGACUGCAGCUCGACAGCUUUACGUAUAAGGCCCUGAUUCAUGGAUUUUGUUGGGUGAGAGAUAUGGAAAGUGCCAAAGAACUUUUAUUUUGCAUGCUCGAUGUAGGAUUAAGUCCUGGUUAUUGUACAUAUUCAUGGCUAGUUGAUGGCUACUGUGAACUAGGAAAUGAAGGAGCUAUCAUAAGUCUAUUGGAUGAGUUUUUGACAAAAGGUUAUUGUGUGGAUUUAUCAGUUUGUAGGGCACUAAUAAGAAGGCUGUGUCACCAAGAAAGGGUUGGUUUUGCUGAAAAAAUAUACAGCACCAUGCAUCUUAGGGGUGUAUCAGGAGACAGUGUGAUAUACACAAGCCUGGCAUAUGCUUAUUGGAAGGAUGGAAAGUCAAAUCUUGUCUCGGAGAUGCUAUCCGAAAUGACUAAAAGAAGUUUAUUGAUAAACCUCAAACUAUAUAGGUGUUUCAAUGCUUCUUAUGGACCUCACAACAGUAUUUUGCAUCUCUUUUGGGAUCAUGUCGCAGAGAGAGGCUUAUUAUCGAAGAGCAUCACCAAGGAAAUACAAAAAUAAAUUUGCGAACUUUUUGGUAAAAAACCUCAGCUUUGAUUGCUUGUUAAUUAUACAUGCAUUGGUCAAUCACAGAUUCACAGCAACAUGUACCUGAAGAAAUCCUUGGACGAUAAUUGGUUUAUCAUCGCAAGCAAUUAACAUUAUGUUGUAUGGUCAUACAAUUACAAAUGCAUGACUCCUGCCUUUGAUUGGAUCUGUGCAUUUUAACUCAGGCUGCAAAGGCACAUCGGCAACAGGAUAAUGAAACAAUACUCCUAAUAUGCCAGUACAAUUAGGAUAAUGAAACAAUACUCCAAAUAGGCUAAUACAAUUGAUCGUUGAGAUAUCCUCCUGCAGAGAAUUCUGCGCUAAUUUGUAAAUGAGAAAGGGACAUGGCUUAUUGCUUUAGCAGUUACGAAUCCUUGCAGAAUGUCGAGAGGCUAUUACGCCAUUGGAUUGAAUGUGCCGACAUUUCUUGUUUUUCAUUAUCGAAAGGGUAUAUGAUUUUACUAGUUCCGUUUUAUCUCAUGUGAACUUAGGAUACUGAACUUGUUUUAAAAAUUCAGUGUUAUCUAUUAAUAAAUGCUUAGAUCAAUUUGUAUCUUAA